Molecule: messenger RNA, 6414 nt
Organism: Drosophila serrata
Lineage: Eukaryota; Metazoa; Arthropoda; Insecta; Diptera; Drosophilidae
Gene: Kdm5
Product: Lysine demethylase 5
Biological process (GO): chromatin remodeling; regulation of DNA-templated transcription
Cellular component (GO): nucleus; chromatin
Molecular function (GO): DNA binding; histone H3K4me/H3K4me2/H3K4me3 demethylase activity
Source: RefSeq, a predicted model, not a curated record
UUUUAACGAACGGCCAGGUCGCGGAAAAAACGCAGACAUCGGAGAAAGAAAUCAGAGAAAUAAAUACACAGAAAUUAAAAUAAUAAGCUAGCUCGGAAGUGUCGUGCUCCGUGGUUUUAUGGAUACAUCUCGAUCAUUUAACAAACGUGCGCGGCCCCAUUUCCUAUGACGACAAACCGGGCGGAGUAAUUCGAAUCUGAACCUACAUUAAAGCCAUGUCCGCCAAAACCGAGGCGGACAAUACGACAGCCGCUCAUUCAGGCGGCAUCGGUGGAGGUGCCAACAGCAGCGGCUCAUCCUCCGCCGGCGGCACAACGUCCGCCAACGGAACAGCGACUCCAGCGCGUCGCCUACGCACUCGCAACUCGACCGGCCACGGGGCAGCCAGCGGUGGAGAGUCCGCCAAGAAAUCAAAUGUCAGUGAUGAGACCUCCUCCACUCCUAUCACCCCGGCAGGUGCCCAUAUCACGCCCGCUGCAACCGGCCCGACGACGGUGGUUGAGCGGCCCAUGCCCAGUGUACCGAUGAACCAUGCCAGCAGCAGCGUAUCGGCCAGCAAGAAGUAUCACAAUAGCUGCCCCCAUCCAACUCCUACUCCCCCGUCCGGACACAAGAAGACGGUGCACACUCAGCCGCAUAGCAGCAACAAGUUCGAUCAGGGCAAAAACGAAGAGUUUCACUUUGACACUCCGCAAGAAUGCCCCGUAUUUCGUCCCACUACCGAGGAGUUUAAGAAUCCACUUGCCUACAUCAGCAAGAUCCGAUCUAUUGCUGAAAAGUGUGGCAUUGCUAAGAUACAGCCGCCGGCUUCCUGGUCGCCACCGUUUGCCGUUGAUGUGGACAAAUUGCGCUUUACACCGCGAGUCCAGCGGCUCAAUGAAUUGGAGGCCAAAACGCGCGUCAAGCUUAACUUCCUCGACCAGAUCGCCAAGUUCUGGGAGCUGCAGGGCUCCUCUCUCAAAAUUCCGAUGGUGGAGCGUAAGGCCCUCGACCUGUACACACUGCACCGUAUCGUGCAGGAAGAAGGUGGCAUGGAGCAGACCACGAAGGACCGCAAGUGGGCUAAGGUGGCCAAUCGAAUGCAAUACCCUUCCAGCAAGAGCGUUGGCGCCACAUUGAAGGCGCACUAUGAGCGCAUUCUACACCCCUUUGAGGUGUACACAUCCGGCAAAGUAUUGGGACCCACACCAGCCGCAGCUACUGGAUCUGCAGGCGGUACGCCGGUGAAGCUAGAGGACGGCGGUGGUGGCACCGACUACAAGGUCCAUGAGAUACCAACACGGCAGCAGAUUGCGCCGCCAAACGAAAACAGCACUCGUCGCUCCAAGCGCUUUGGCAACUCCAGCGCUAGCUGUGGCCUAACCGGUGGUACUACGACGCCCAAGCCCUCCGCUACGGGGGUUUUCGUCAAGACGGAGCCCAAGGAAGAGUUUAAACGAGAUCUGCUUAGCAGCUUCAAUGCUUCAAUAAAUAGCGGUGGCAACAGCACGACAUCAGCCGCAGGCGGGGGCCCUGCCAACACUCGUGGGGCCAACCAAAAAAAGGGACUUGGUGAACCCCCGGCCCUGAUUGUCGAUCCCCUAAUGAAGUACAUUUGCCACAUAUGCAAUCGCGGCGACGUUGAAGAAUCCAUGUUGCUCUGCGAUGGCUGCGACGACAGCUAUCACACCUUCUGCCUGCUUCCACCCCUGACAAGUAUACCAAAAGGCGAAUGGCUCUGUCCGCGCUGCGUUGUCGAGGAGGUCAGCAAGCCGCAGGAAGCAUUUGGUUUCGAACAGGCAGAACGAGAAUACACUCUGCAGCAGUUUGGACAGAUGGCCGAUCAAUUCAAGCAGGAGUACUUCCGCAAGCCGGUACAUCUAGUGCCCACCGAGAUGGUGGAGCGCGAAUUCUGGCGCAUUGUGUCCUCCAUUGACGAAGACGUGACCGUUGAGUAUGGCGCCGACUUGCAUACAAUGGAUCAUGGUUCCGGUUUUCCCACCAAGAGCUCACUGUAUCUGCUACCGGGCGACCAGGAAUACGCAGAGUCCAGCUGGAAUCUGAACAAUCUUCCGCUGCUGGAAGAUUCCAUUCUGGGACACAUUAACGCCGACAUUAGCGGCAUGAACGCGCCGUGGAUGUACGUGGGCAUGUGCUUCGCUGCCUUCUGCUGGCACAAUGAGGACCACUGGAGCUACUCGAUCAACUACCUUCACUGGGGAGAGCCGAAGACAUGGUACGGUGUCCCGGGUUCCUGUGCCGAGCAAUUCGAGGAGACCAUGAAGCAGGCAGCUCCCGAGCUCUUCUCCUCUCAGCCCGACCUGCUGCAUCAACUGGUGACGAUUAUGAAUCCCAACAUCUUGAUGAAUAACCGCGUACCAGUAUUUCGAACUGAUCAGCACGCCGGCGAAUUUGUGAUCACGUUUCCUCGCGCCUACCAUGCUGGCUUCAACCAGGGCUACAAUUUCGCUGAGGCAGUCAACUUUGCGCCCGCCGAUUGGCUGAAAAUGGGACGCGAGUGCGUCAAUCACUACUCCAUGUUGCGUCGCUUCUGCGUCUUCUCGCACGACGAACUCGUUUGUAAGAUGGCUUUGGAGCCUGCCAAGCUGACCUUCGGUAUUGCCACCGCCUGUUAUAUCGACAUGGCCGAAAUGGUAGACACGGAGAAAAAGCUGCGAAAAUCGCUCCUCGAGUGGGGCGUAACGCGUGCUGAGCGACGGGCCUUCGAGCUGGUUAACGACGACGAACGCCAUUGCCAGGAAUGCAAUACCACUUGCUUCCUUUCGGCUGUGGCCUGCGAGUGCAACGACAAGCUUAUUGUCUGCCUGCGCCACUACACAGUGCUGUGCGGAUGUGCUCCAGAGAAGCACACGUUGAUCUAUCGCUACACCCUGGACGAGAUGCCGCUAAUGCUGCAAAAGUUGAAGGUGAAGGCGCAUAGCUUCGAACGUUGGCUAUCUCGUUGCCGGGACAUCGUAGAUGCCCAUACACCCACUUCGGUGACACUGCAGGAGCUACAAGAUUUGUGCAAGGAGGCCGAGACUAAAAAAUUCCCAUCGUCGCUGCUAAUCGACCGUCUCAAUGCAGCGGCUAUCGAGGCCGAGAAAUGCGUCACAGUCAUCCAACAAUUGGGAAUUAAUAAGGUUCGAACCCGUUCCGAUCACAACCAGGAGGCGGCUCAGUACAAGCUGACCAUGGAGGAGUUGGAGCUGUUCGUUCAGGAAAUCGAUAAUCUCUGCUGCAUCAUAGACGAGGGGGCAUCGGUGCGUGAACUCCUUGUGCUUGGUAAACAGUUCGUGGAUCGGGCGGACGGGCAGCUGCAACUGUCGUUGGAGGCACUGGAGGAGAGUGAACUGGAGACACUGAUCAACGAGGGCAGCUCACUGCGCAUUGAGCUGCAGCAGCUCGAUUUGCUGCAGAAGCGGCUUAAACAGUGCAAGUGGUACAAGCGCUCGCAGGGUUUGCGGGAAACGAGUUCUAAGCUUACGUAUCAGGACGUAAAGAACCUUUUGCACAUGGCAGCCGCCGAUCUGGAUCCAACGGAUCCUUAUGUGGACCGGGAAAUGCGCAAGCUCCAGCAGAUUGGAGCGGACAUCGAGUCUUGGGAGUCGCAGGCGGCCAAGUACUUCCGCCGACUGACACAACAGCACGAGUUGGCCGAAAUCGAGCAGUUCCUCAAGUCGGCCGGCGAUAUAAAUGGUCAAGUACCGUCGCAUGGCCUGCUAAAGGAUGCGCUACGCAAAGCGCGCGAAUGGCUGCGGGCCGUGGAGCAACUGCAGCAGAACAACCACGUCACCUAUUGCCACACGCUCGAGUCGAUGAUCGAACGCGGCCUGAACAUACCAAUUAAGUUGGAGGAACUCAGUCGGAUGCAGGGUCACCUCAGCAGUGCCCAUCAGUGGAAGGACAAUACGGCGUGUGCUUUCCUCAAAAAGGGCACAUUUUACACGCUUUUAGAGGUGCUGAUGCCUCGGGCGGAUGCCAUUAAUAUUGACUCGGAUCUCAAGCCCCGAUUUCAGGUAAACUUUUUAAAAGAAAAAAAUCCGGCGGAGAUUGUGGCCAGUUUUAAGAAGGCUGAGGAGCAAGAACUACUGGACAUGCGCGACCUGCGACGUCAGAAUAUGGCCAAGAAUCCGUUACGGGACAUGUUCUGCCUAUGCAAGUCAGAGUUCCGAGGCCUAAUGUACAACUGUCAGCUGUGCCGUGACUGGUUUCAUGAGGAUUGCGUCCCAGUGCCAUCGGCGACGAAUCAAAAUGGCAUUCAAAACGGUGGAGGCGGCGGCACAGGAGGAGGAACGAAUCGGCCGAAGUGGCUUUGCCCGAGCUGCGUGCGCUCAAAGCGACCCCGCUUAGAGACCAUCCUGCCGUUGCUCGUUCAGUUGCAACAACUUCCCAUCCGUCUGCCCGAAGACGAGGCCUUGCGGUGCCUGGCGGAGCGUGCAAUGAACUGGCAGGAUCGUGCCAGAAAGGCGCUGAGUAGUCCCGAUGUAAGCGCCGCCCAGGAGGCGAUACUCGCCCAGCAACAGCAGCAGAAGCGUCGAUCCGAGGGCGUGGCCGGGGUGGGCAAUAUCAACAGUCCGCGAAAGCCGCGACGCCGCACCAGUCUCUCGAAGGAUGCCAGCGGAUCUACCGAGUCCGACGAUGCCGACGAUGAUGAUGACGAUGACGAUUGCCGACUGCGUAUCGUUGAGGAUGGGUUUAGCAACGACGAGGAUGAGCACCGCUCCGCCGCCACAACUGUGACCGCUGCGGCGACCAACCCGACGACGAAUUCCGAUCUCCUAAAGCUGCUGUCCGACAGCGAAAUUGAGAAUCUGCUCGAUCUAAUGAUGGAGGGUGACCUGCUAGAGGUCUCCUUGGAUGAAACGUACGAGCUGUGGCGCAUACUGGAGACGAUGCCGCCCACCCUGCUAGAGGCGGAUGCCAUUGAGCGAGUUGCCAUGCAUUUGCAGCGCCAACUGCAACAGCCGCAGCCGCCAAAUCCGCUGACCGCCACCUCGGGUGCGGAGGACUCCAACGAUAGCCUUUUGGUGCAAAACAGUAGUCCCAACAGCAACAGCAACAGUGGUGGAGGGACAGCCUCGGCCAACACCAACAAUAACAACAACAACGGUCGCAACAAGAACAAGAGGCGCUCCAAUGAUGCCAGCGGCAACACGGCCGUGCCGCGAAAGAAACAAAAUACGCCCAAGCAGACGCCCGGCAAGAAGGGAGCGGGUGCGGGUGCAACCGCGGGACGUAAGAGUGACGCCUCAAAGGCAUCGCCAGCAGCGUCUGCUCCGGGAGCCGGCGCCGAUGCUGAUGCGGAGAACAAGCAGGCCAAUGGCGGCAACACUAACUCCAAUGCAGGAACAGCGACCACCACGACUCCAACUGCUCCUGGUUCGGGGCACAAAAAACGCAAGCGCAUCUCCACAACAACAGCCGCCGCAAACAACAAUAACAACAACUCCAACACAAACAACAACGGCAACAAUGCCAACAGUAAUCCAGCCCAGGCAACAGGAACCGCCGUCAGCGGCAAUAGCACAACCGGCGGUGGCCAAAAGAAGCACGCCCAGCGAUCGCAGCAGGCCGCCCAAGAGGACGACGAGGAGGAGUGCCGGGCAGAAAAUUGCCACAAGCCAACCGGGCGGGAAGUGGACUGGGUGCAGUGCGAUGGCGGGUGCAACGAGUGGUUCCACAUGUACUGCGUGGGCCUUAUACGCAGCCAAAUCAAGGCGGAUGACGACUACAUCUGCAUUCGAUGCACCAAGACGGUGGCAGUGGCGGCUCUUGCCUCCGGUGCGGGAGCCACGACGACGCCGACGACGACACCGGGAAAGCAGCGGGCAGCAGCGCAAUCGGCGCGGUAAAGAUGAGCAUCGAUAGAUUUUAGAUUUUUUGCAGUAACAGCCGAUUUGUGUUUUACGCAAUGAUUUUUACAACUAAAAAAGGAGAAAACAACAAAAAAAAACUUGCAGACAAAACGAUGAAAGUUUAGUAAAAGUCACUUGAAAGUUUUUGUAGUACAUAUAUUUACCAUUAUCUAGCUAUAUAUAUUUACGCAGCCGAAAACGUAAAACACACACACUCUUUUAAACUAAAAACACAACAACAAAAAGAAAGGAAAAUACAAAGAGCCGAACGAGAAAAGGUAACAAGAAUUUUUGCAUAGUAAAAAAAAACAUAGUUUAAGUGAGAAACUGGAGAGAAAAAUGCAGAAACGUAAAGAACAACAUAUAAAUAUUUGUUUUUUGUAAAAUUUCAGCCACAUUUUACGUUCGUUAAACGUUUUUAUUAUUAUUAUUAUUAUUAUUUAAACUUACCAUUUACCUGCUACUCUUAGUUUUUGUUAAUUUAAUUCCCUUUUUGUGUUCGGCUUGAGUUUCAUACAAUGCGCCCGCAGCAAUGGAUUUUUCCCAUUUUAUUUAAAGUUUCCCAAACUUUUGUUUU